Molecule: messenger RNA, 963 nt
Organism: Suncus etruscus (white-toothed pygmy shrew)
Lineage: Eukaryota; Metazoa; Chordata; Mammalia; Eulipotyphla; Soricidae
Product: olfactory receptor 51I2-like
Exons: 1
Coding region: 1-963 (320 amino acids)
Biological process (GO): G protein-coupled receptor signaling pathway
Cellular component (GO): membrane
Molecular function (GO): olfactory receptor activity; G protein-coupled receptor activity
Source: RefSeq, a predicted model, not a curated record
AUGCUGCCUUCCCAAUCUGAUGUCAACAUCUCCUUCUUCCAACCACACUCCUUCCUCUUGAUAGGCAUCCCAGGACUGGAAGCUGUUCAUGGCUGGCUCUCUAUCCCCUUCUCCUUCAUGUACACUGUGGCCCUCACUGGAAACUGCCUGAUCCUCUUAGCUGUGAGGAAGACGUCAAGCCUGCACCAGCCCAUGUACUACUUCCUGUCCAUGCUGGCUCUCACAGAUGUGGGCCUCACCAUGUCCACACUGCCCACCACAUUAGCUGUGCUCUGGUUUGAUUAUCGGCUCAUAGGCUUCGAUGUCUGCCUGGUCCAAAUGUUCUUCCUCCACUCCUUCUCUGUGGUAGAGUCCUCAGUACUUCUGGCCAUGUCCUUUGAUCGUUUUGUGGCCAUCUCCAAUCCCCUGCGCUAUGCAACUAUCCUCACAAAUAAUGUCAUCAUCAAAAUUGGGCUGGCUAUAGUGGCCCGUGCUACCCUAUCUCUCUUUCCAGUCCCAUUCCUGCUUAAACGUCUGAAUUUCUGCCCUAACAAAAUAGUUUUGUCCCAUUCCUUCUGUUUCCAUGCAGAUGUCAUGAAACGAGCUUGUGCUGACAUUAUUGUCAAUAUCCUUUAUGGUCUGUACGUAGUUCUUUCCACUGUGGGUGUCGACUCCCUGCUUAUAGUCUUGUCCUAUACUCUUAUACUUCAUACAGUGAUGAGUCUUGCCUCUCCCAAAGAACGUGUUCGAGCCCUCAACACUUGUGUUUCUCAUAUCUUAGCUGUUCUGGUUUUCUACAUUCCGGUGAUAGGUGUAUCCAUGAUUCACCGUUUUGGAAAGCAUCUAUCCCCUAUGGUGCAUGCUCUAAUUGCCUAUGUGUACCUGGUGGUGCCCCCUGUACUCAAUCCCAUCAUCUAUAGUGUUAAAUCAAAGCCUAUUAGGGAAGCUAUGCUCAGGGUGCUCAAGGAGAAAAGCAGAUACUGA